Bipolaris victoriae FI3 is the source of this 816-nucleotide messenger RNA. RefSeq lists its product as hypothetical. The transcript has a single exon. Lineage: Eukaryota; Fungi; Ascomycota; Dothideomycetes; Pleosporales; Pleosporaceae. Bases 1 to 816 code for a protein of 271 amino acids. The record is from RefSeq and is a predicted model, not a curated record.
AUGAACACUUUCAAAGACACACUACCACUCGCACCUCCGGGAAUUGUACCAGAUAUUCUUUCCAAGAUAGAGGCGCUGUUUCAAAAAACAAACCUUCCUCAUAUCUCAGUGGCCAUGGACGAUACAAAAUAUGGAGUGCGUGCACCUGAAAUCCCAAACGCCCUCACAAAUAUCGUAUACGAAGACCAUCCCAUGCCGGAAGAAAGCAAUUCUUCAAUAGAUGAGAUGGAAGUAUUCAUAAGAUAUGAUUCAGAUAAGGAUCAAGAAAAGGGAUCAAGAUUGAGCAAUCAACAGCAUCGAAUCAAGGGCAAGGGAGUACGAAAGAAGCACACCCGAAGCACAGCAAAACAUGAUUGCUCCAUUCAGAGGAUAGUCGCACGUUUUGAAUACCCUUCAAAGACCAGUCUGGCUCCCCCUCAAUCUACCCCCUGUUCACCAGAUGCGAUCGAGUCGACCGCCAAUGCUCUAGUCAAUAUCUUCUCAGCCUUAACGCAUUCCAUAUACUGCAUCUCUAAAUACCUGGCACACCACCUUCCUUUUCCCUUAUCUCUAGUUCGACACCUGGUAAGCAAUUACCUGAAUGUCGAUACCGAAUACGAAAUGGACACCAGAAUCGAAGUGGAGCCAAAGAAGGUGGUUCGCGUUCUCGCAUUUGCAGCAGGAGAAGAGAAUGGAGAUAUUGGAUGUGUCGAGCCAAUGGAGAUGCAUGCGAGGUACAAACGUGUAAGGGAGAUUAUGAGGGAGAACGGAUGUCGGGUUGAUGAAGAUCUGUAUGGAAGACAGAUUAGGAAGGCGCUGGGAAGGCUGAAGGAAUAA